Echinococcus granulosus is the source of this 405-nucleotide messenger RNA. Its product is annotated as 60S ribosomal protein L32. The record is from RefSeq and is a predicted model, not a curated record. Gene Ontology annotation, biological process: translation. Gene Ontology annotation, cellular component: ribosome; cytosolic large ribosomal subunit. The transcript has 2 exons. Lineage: Eukaryota; Metazoa; Platyhelminthes; Cestoda; Cyclophyllidea; Taeniidae. Gene Ontology annotation, molecular function: structural constituent of ribosome. The coding region runs from base 1 to 405 and encodes 134 amino acids.
AUGGCGCUUAAACCGUUACCCCACCCGAAGAUUGUGAAGAAGCACCCCAAGAAGUGGCACAGGCACCAGAGCGACCGCUACGUCCGUCUUGGCGAUAAGUGGCGUAAGCCGAAGGGUAUCGACAACAGGGUUCGUCGGCGUUUUAAGGGUCAGAUUCGUAUGCCAAAUAUCGGCUACCGGACGGCCAAGCGCGUUAGGCACAUUCAUCCAGAUGGAUUCAAACAUGUUUUAAUCAACAAUGUCAAGGAACUUGAAGUCUUACUGAUGCAACAUCGCACCCACGCGGGUGUGAUUUCUAGGACGGUUUCAAGAAAAAAUCGCGUCAAGAUCGUAGAACGUGCAAAGGAACUGAACAUUCGUAUUGUUAAUCCCAAUGCCAAGAUAAGGCUUACGGAGAAUGAGUAG